Messenger RNA from Betta splendens (Siamese fighting fish), 4054 nucleotides. RefSeq names its product CUB domain containing protein 1b (gene cdcp1b). The transcript has 13 exons. The record is from RefSeq and is a predicted model, not a curated record. Bases 71 to 3682 code for a protein of 1203 amino acids. Lineage: Eukaryota; Metazoa; Chordata; Actinopteri; Anabantiformes; Osphronemidae.
GGAUCAGCAGCACCUUUUUUCAUUUUUUCACCCCAUUUUCACAUUUCCUCCACCAUCUGUAUUAGUGAGCAUGCGGCUCUGCGCGACCUGCGCGUUGCUGGGACUUUUGUUUGUAACCGCCAUCGCCGCGACAGGAAGCCUUCAGACGCUGGUCCGGCCGGACAAAGGCUCCACUGUGACGGUGUCCACGCCACUGCCUCCGGAUCAGUGCGCCGUGUGCACCGUCGGCGGCGUCAACGACACACAGGUUUCCUGCCGCUCCUCUCUUCCCCUGAAACCCGAAGAGGAGGUCAAGCUGCUCUUCAACUGCUCGCAGCCGCUUGAAAAGUCCUACGCGGUCACGAUAUCUCGGACCAUCGAUUGCACUAAGGAUCUAUGCAGUCCCACAACGAUAGGAACCCAACCCACCAUCCUCCCAGAGUUGAUCAGAACCUUAACCUGGGAGGUCCAGGCCCCUCCUAAGACCGUGGUCCGUCUGGACGUCCUCGGGGAGGGACUGGUAGAGGCAUCGCAGCCAUGUCCCACUGGGUUUCGCUACUCCGUGUCCAUAUCAAAGACCAACCCCAAAGGCCCGACCCGAUACUGCAGAGGCGGUUCUGUGACUCAUUUAGACCUGCUCAACGAAGGUGUGGUGGCGCUGCAAGUUGACCCGAAGGCUGUGGUGGAUCAGUUUCUGUUCAAGGCCUCUGCCGGACCAUUAAAGGGCCGAACGGAGGUGAUAACCAUCGAUUCCAGCACCACUGUGGUCCUCAGCCGGGAUCCUGCAGCCCCUGAGUGUGACGUGUGCUCGGCUGAAGGGUCCACUUCCAACUGCAGCCCCACAACGAAGACCUUGACCAACGUGCACAACCUGUCGCUGGACUUCAGCUGCCAGCAACCGCAGGACGUGUACACGGCGACGGUCCAGAGGAAAAUAGGGUGUACCACGACCUCCUGCAGCCCUGCUGUAGCACAAGUUGAUCCCAAUCUCUUCAAGGCCUUUCAAAGGACCCUCAAGUGGGACAUCAGUGUCCCAGAGAGAACGGUUUUAACUUUGGACUUUGCUGGAGACGGUCUGAAGGAGGUUUCUGGGGCAGGAGACUGUCCAGGCCGUUAUCAGUAUUCGCUGAGCACAACCAAAAGUGAUGGAAGCAUUAAAUCCAGCAGCUACUGCACUGGGGGAACCGUGUCUCAGCUGGACCUGCAAGGAGCGACCACUGUAACGGUGGACGUUCCCAAAGACGGAGAUCUGGCCCAGACCGCCUUCAGCGUCCGGGCAGCGCCAAGAGGUAGCAGAACGAUUCCGGUGACCCCCGAGCCCAAAACCACCAUUUUCAUCAGCAGGGCGGUCAGCGAGCCCGACUGCAGUGUGUGUGUGCGCACGGCCAAGCCGACGUGCGACCCCAGACGUGCAAAAAUCACCGACCCGGGCAACAUCUCAGUGGAGUUUACGUGUCCUCAGCCUCAGCAUAUUUACACCGUGGAGAUCAACAGGGCAAUAACUUGCAAGUCAUUCUCCUGCUCUGGUGACAUCGUUCAGGCCGAGUCCCCGUUGUUCCAAGACUUCAACAGAACCUUCACCUGGGACCUGAAGGUGGUCUCUCCCCAGAGCUUCCAGUUGGACUUCUCCGGAACAGGAAUGCGGCAGAUUCCCAGAGAGGAGACGUGUCCGGAUGAACACACGUACUCUGUGGUUAUCUACCUGCACACCGGACCAGCAGACAUCGGCACCUUUUGCAAAGGAGGCCCGGUGACCACUGUCCUGGCUCCCUACAAGGGCCGCGUGACUCUGCAGGUGCCUGCCAACAGAAAAGUGGACCCUGUUGACUUCAAACUCAACGUUGGACCAGAGACCAGCAUGCUGGCCAUAGUGACCGUCAACCUGCCCCGAGGCGUAUCAGACACCGACAUCCUCACGCCCAACUACCCCGGCGGCCUCCCGGACGCUCAGCAGAUGCAGUGGAACUUCACGGUGCCCGGCAUGCACAACUACACGGUGCAGUUCCUGCAGAGCACCGCCCCCGAGUGCGUCGCCGGGGACGUGGAGGUGGAGUACCAGAGGGACGGCCGGAGGCCCAGCAAGCUGACGCUGACGGACCCCCAGCCGAAGCAUCAGCAGGACAACUUCAACAUGGUGCUGAGGAACUGUCAGACCAACACCACGCUGCAAGGACUCAGCCUGCGCUACCGGGUCUCUGUGAUGCGGAGCGGACAUCCGGUUCUGUGUACGGUGGAUCUAAGCAAACGGGCAGCGCUGUCCCUGAGGAUCGAGAACACGGGCUCCGAUCCGUACUGUGAGAUGAGGAUCAACUCCACGGUUGCAGAGCGGCUCAUCGUAGCCGCGGGGACGACGGCCAGCCUGUCCUUCCUGGACUGUCCGAAGGAGGACGUGCGCCUGACGGCCAGCGACGUUACAGAGUGCCCGAAUGUGUCGACGUGUCCCACGAUUCCCCUUUCCGUGCCGACGUUGGACUCCUGCCUGCCGAUGCGCCUCCACAGCUUCACCUGGAACAUCAGGGUCCCUGUCGACAGCACGGCGGAGCUGGCGGCGCCCACGGGGAGUCUCCGCCAGGCGCUGCCGGGCCAGGAGUGCAACCCGGCCGACUCGCUGAACCUGGCCGACGAGGACGGCAUAUCUGUCGGAGACUACUGCUACGGCGGAGUCAUUCAGAAGGUUCAGGUCCACACCAACAUCUCCGUCACAGCCAGAAGCAGAGACUUCAGCAAGACCAGCGGGCCCUUUCUCAACGUCAGCUUCAGUCAGGAGAUCUCGGAGACCAUCAUUUACAGAGUCAGUCCGACGGCGUCGUCUCCAACCCUGCUGGCCACCCCUAACUGGCCCGAGGCCAUGGUGUCCUUCUCCUCCGUGUCCUGGAUCGUGGAUGUGCCGAGCCGCUACCAGGCCAACGUGCAGUUCGUUAACGUCAGCCAGCCCAAGUGCCAGGACGGGCACACGAGCAUCACGGUGAAGCAGCUCGGCUCGGAGAAGGAGCUGCUGGCGCUCCGGGAGGACUCUCCGCCGGUCGGCAACCUGUCGGUGCCGGGGAGCUUCUACCUCACCAUGUCCAACUGUAUGUCCGAGGAGGGACACUUCGGCGCCGCGGCCAGAAUCGUCCUGCAGGAGACGUCCAAUCUCCUGGCCAUCAUCCUGGGGGUCGUAGGUGCAUUGUUGCUGUUGCUGAUAGUGCUGGUUGUAAUAUGCGUCAUCAAGAAAAAGAAAAAAGGACUGAACAGGGACUCCUCCAUAUUCAUGGGCAAAGGGAACGUCUUCCGCCCCAGCGACAACCACUUCCCCAAAACCAGGUCUGAAGACCCGCACAUCUACACCAGCAUCGACGACACCAUGGUGUACAGCCACGCGCUGGGCGACGCCGGCUACGCCGACGGCAUGCCCGACCACUUCAAAGGGGCCCCGGUGGACUCGUACCGCACCUUCACCGGCCCCACCGCCCUGCCGGAAAUCAAAGAACCGGACCUGGAGCCGGAAAUGGACCUGUACAAGCCGUUCCUGGAGCCCCCCCAGACGUUCAUCCCCUCCCGCCCCCGGACCCCCAUCGACCGGCAGGACAGCCUGGGCUUCCAGGACCGCAGGAUGAUGGACAACGGGCUGUUCACGUUCAAGAGCACCGGGGAGAUCAAUACGAUCCAGCUCACCGAUUUUGAAUCGGAGCCUCGACUGCAGACGUCCGAGGAGUCCUUCUAGUGUGUAAUGACACCAUGGACUACUGGUUCCUACAGCGCUGAGGAUUUGGACUGAUGUGAACUCCUAAAGCCUCCAUCACACUCAGGGACUCCGAGGUCGGUUAACUUGAGAUUUUCUUUUAAAGCUGUAGCCAUCAUCACCAUCGUCAUCAUCUCCAACUCAAAGCAACAAAGCCUAUAUUUCCCAAAGUAAAAUGAUCCCUUUAAUAUUUUAUGGCAUCCCUGCGUAUGUGGUGCGGAUUCAGGAGCAGGGGCUCUGACCAAUGAGCCUCUCUCCACUUUUAAAAGUGCUUUUGUAGUUGUUUUUUUUUUUUACUAAAUUGUUUUUAUUUGCCUGUAAAUACCGUUUCGUUAAAUAAAUUUUUUAAAAGCA